Messenger RNA from Pogona vitticeps (central bearded dragon), 6872 nucleotides. The record is from RefSeq and is a predicted model, not a curated record. NCBI's taxonomy places the organism in Eukaryota, Metazoa, Chordata, Lepidosauria, Squamata, Agamidae.
CGUUAGGAAGAACAACCUUCAGAACACGGCCAAAGAGCCCAAAAAACCCACAACAACCAAUAAAGCUACUUACUUUACUCUCAGAGAUUGUGACUGAAUGUAUCAUCAUUCUUAUGGACUGCCAGUCCUUUAACACUGCUUUACUGUUACAGUAUUCCCUUCUCUUAAAUGUCCUCUCUUUCUAUAUCCACUAUGACUUCCCAUAUUUGCAGAGAAAAAAGGGAAACAAAUUCAAGGAAAUAGUGCUACAACCUGCGUCUCUUUGUAGAAUGUGCAAUUACCUCCUGGCAUUCACUAACAUGAGGUGCAUUGAUGUCAACAAGAUUAGAUGGCUUUAAAUAUGGAACAAACUAUGAGUCAUGAUAGCUAAAUGGACCUUCUGCACUCAGAAGCAAUAUACUUAUGUGAAAGCUUAGAAAACGUAAUGUUUGUGGGCCACAAUUUCCAGAGUCCCCCAGCCAGCAUGUGGAAAUUGUAGGCAAAACCCCCACCCUAUUCUCAUGCUCUGCAUAGCAGGUAAUUCUAGAGCUGAACAACAGAAGGAAGAUUGUGACAUUAAUUUUCACUGGCUGUUUGUCUUUAAGAUGGCAUGGUAAUUCAGUGCACACUGAAAGGAGAGGCACAGACUCGUAUGUUUACUCAUGCAUUUGCAUAGUAUUGUAAACCAAUACUGAAAGUAAUAAAAUGACUUCUUUUCUUUUGAUGUCUAUUAUGGAGAAAUUUUAAUUCAUUUUGAUGUCUUGUAAAUUUUGCCCCACUUUGCAUACCAAAUAAUUACAUCAAGGUGAUCUUCACCAUAUAGCAGGACCAGAACUGAUAUUUUAACAUUAACAACCUUUGAAUUAUAACGAAUUUGCCCCAGGAGGCAGCUGCUGUGAAUAGCAGCCACAGCAGUUUUCCAUACUUUGAUAGUGGCUGGAAUAUCUCAGCCUUGAAUCAUACUAAUUUAUACAGCAAUUUCAAAGAAGUUACUUCUGGAACAGAGGGAAUCAGAAGCUUAUAUUUACACUAUGCAUUUUCAUAGAAAUGCAGGAUAACAGCCAGUGGACAUACAGUGGAGAUGUAUAAGAGUGGUUCAAUGGGCAAAUUACUGUAAUGGGCAAAAUCUUGUUGUGUAAUUUUGUGCUGGCGUAAACUGGAUUGGAUGCCUGGAAGUAUGUAAUUUAAACUAAUGGGAAUCUUAUCCGCUCCCAUUUUAGUUUCUGAGGCUUCCUGGGGCUCCCUUUUGCCCUAGGGAAUCCUUUGGGAGCUUCAGGACAGUGUGUGUGUGCACUUUAAAAGCCAAAAAAUCAACACCAGAUCACAGCAAUUUUUUUUACUAUUAAGGACUUCUGCCCCCAUAAUUCCAAGGCUUGCAAAGGGAGGGCAAAAUGGAGCCCUAGGGAACCUUGCGAUAAGAAACUUCUAAUUAGUGUAAAUUAAAUGUUUUCCAGCACCCAAUCUGGGUUACACCAGCACAAAGUUAUGACAACAGGGUUUUGCCCAAUAUGUCCUGGCACCUAUGAAGUGUAAAUGUGACCUCACUUGUUCAAACACUGUAGUAGGAAUGUUUUUUUUAAGUAUGUAAGAAAGGGAGAACAGUCUGUCAGAGAACGCUCCAAGAGAUUUUGAUACAGAUUCUGAUUUUUUUUAUUGGUACCCAGUUAUGAAAGUAUUUAAUUAAAUUUCCCCCAUUCAUAAGAUUGGCGCACUCUCAUUGGUCUAAAAAAGUUAUGCUGCAUAGGCCAAAUCUGACACCAUAAUUAUCCCACUCCCUUUCAGGUUCAGAUGCUCUCUAGGGCUCCCCUUUGUUCCAUCUUUGAGAGCCUUGGGAUGGAAGGAAGAGCCUUUAAUUGUCAAAAAUUGGUGUUGGAUUGCCCUGGCAGUCUCAAUCCUAGCAGCGGUGGCCUGGCAGUAAUGUUUCCCUAUUAAAGGCUCCCCUGAGAAAGUCUUGUCUUGUGUAGUCAACAACCUAGCUUCAUAUAUUGGUGGGAAGUACAAUAGGGUUGAAGAUCUUAAAUUCUGGGCAGAUACAUAUUGGAGGAAAUGACCUUUUUAACAUACAGGAAAACAAUUCAAGCACAUUAAUAUUUUAGGGGAAAAAACAGGAAUAAAAAUUCAUUGCCAGUUAAAGCUCAAAUGCCUGAUGGAAGAGAAAUGUUCUGACUUGUCUUCUAAAUGAGACCAAGGUGGUUGUCAGAAGGAUGUUCUGUGGCAAUGUAUGCUACAAAUGAAAAGAAUCUGUCUGGAAUCCUGUUCAGCAUGAGCGAUGCAUAAAAGUCCUGUUAGCACAGUGAUGUGGGAUCUCUCACUUGCACAAGCAGUACCCUGAUAGAAGCAGAGGUUCCAAUUACAAAAGCUGAUUUACAUUUCUGCAAGGACCUUCUUAAUAUAUUUUUUGCAUGACCUCCAAAAAAGUCAAACCAUUCUUGAUAUUAUCACUGCACAAACUGUUUAACAGAACAGGAUGAUACCCUCCAUUCCAAAUGCAAGCAGGUCUUGGGAAGAAAAUUUUGCACACACGGCUUAUGUUUUCAGCUGGAGGAGGCUCAUCCCUUCAUUUUAGGCUGAGCAAUCCUCCACCAAGGAACUGAUCCUAAAGCCCUCGAACAGCCAUUCCCAACCUCUUUUUGGCCACAACGAACCCUACGAGGUGGUGUGUAAAGAACUGUUUCCACUCUGCCCCUCUUCAGACGUGCCAGGGUCCCCAAAGGGGCCAUAUGGCGCCCAUGAGAAUAGCUACCUUUGAGGCCUCUAUUUAGGAGAGGGUAUUCCUGAAGAUCCUAAAGUCUCCAGUUAAGGUUUCCAAAAGUCAGCACAAGUACAGGAAGCAAAACCAAUGCACAUUGCAGGUAAGAAGGCAGCAGAAAGGCGAGGUCACUUAGUCCUGCCAGGCCAACCAGCAUGGCAAGUAGUUGCUAGUAUUGGAGGGCACUGAAGCAAUAUUAAUUGGUGGACUGCCCUUUGAGACUCUAAAUGGUUAUGGGUUCCCACCAGGGCAGAGCUGAAUAUUCUCAGAUGAGAAAAUGAGGAGAAAGGUGCAAGCUGGGUGGUGGUGGUGUCAGCUCCUAUUGUUUCUGUUCAGAAGGGGAAUCUUGAAUUUUGGGGGGCAGCGACUCUUUAUGGAGGGGGCAGCUUUCUUUUUUCUUUUCUUUUAAAAAACCCAACCAACUUGAUUCACUAUAAGGAUUCCCUUCUUCGAAGUCUGUGCUGCCAAAAAUUUCCAAAAUGCAGACAUGGCUAAAACACCGAGGUUGCUAAUUGUUAACAUUUCUGUUCCGCUAUUGCACUAAACCACCACCCACCCCGAAAAAAACCACAGAAGGGGACCAACAUUAAUAAAGUAAUCAAAUUCACGACCACAAACAAGUGGGACGACGAAUCAUUUAACUCAAUAAUGCAGUAAGCAGUUCCGAGGCCUAAUAAAAGGAAACGACUUCCCUUCGUGAUCUGAGCAAUAGUUACAAGGGCCAAGGGAACGGACACCUCGUUCCUGCGUUGGAGGCGGUAACGAUGGCCGGAGACAAGGGUGCUCCACCAGUACAUACUUCCGAUUCGAUACGACUCCUGUACUACGGCUUCCGCGCCGUUCUCAAUGGGCGCAACCACAGCCGUUCGGCUUCAAGCGUAACACCGAGAAGACGGGAAUCGAGGUCGAGCUACGCAUGCGUUCGGGCACCCCUCCUUUGUCGCUGACUGCCUGAUUGUGAAGCUAACGUUCCGCCAGCAUGGAGAUUUCGCUGGAGUCGUCUCUGAUUGGCUGCUUGCUAACCAGGAUUGCGCGACUACACCACGCCCCCUUUGGCUCUCCCUUUGAGGCGCGGGGGAGCCAAUGCCAGCAUUUCUCUUCAGCGAGCGCGCCCUCCUUUCAUGUAGUUCCUCGGCUCGGAUUACUUCCUCCACCCACCUACCCACCCCUCCUCCUCCCGGCUUUGGGGUGCGCGUGAGAGCGAGUUUGCGCGCGCCGUUUCUCUCCAACCUCUCUUCUCCCUUCCCUCCCUCCCUCCCUCCCCCCCGUUUCCUUUGGGCUCUGUCAGUGUCUCGCGCUCCUCCAGUCCGUUGGAGGCUCCGUUAAACGGCGGCGGGGUCCUAUUUCCGUCUUUCCAUCCCGUCUCCCCCCCCCCGCUUCCAUCUCCUUGUCGUGCCGCCCCACCGUCAGCCCGGGUACCUCCGAAAGCGGCCGGUGCUGAGAGAGCGGACGCGAGAGCAGACGGAGGUGACCGGCAACCAAGCCGAGCCUGCGGGCGGGCAGACAGGCGGGCAACCCUGGCACCGGUUCGGGUACAACACUUGUAAGAUUAGAAACUUGGAUUAUUCAUUCUCCAGGAUAAUCGCUCUACCGUAGGACAAAUACUUUGAAAAGCACAAUGUGGUGAAUUUCGGCACAGAUAUCUUGGAAUAUUAGAACUGACUGAGGAGUUAAAAUGUUUACUUUGUGAACAAAAACUAUUUGAUAGUGGAUAGAACAUCUGAAAAUGCGGCCAUGGACUGGCUCCUGGCGUUGGAUUAUGCUCAUCCUUUUUGCUUGGGGGACUUUGUUGUUUUACAUAGGUGGACACUUAGUAAGAGAUAAUGAGCAUCCAGAUCAUUCUAGUCGUGAACUAUCAAAGAUAUUAGCAAAACUUGAACGGUUAAAACAGCAAAAUGAAGACUUACGAAGAAUGGCAGAGUCUCUCAGGAUACCAGAAGGUCCUAUUGAUCAGGGCCCUGCUGCAGGAAGAGUACAUGCUUUAGAAGAACAGCUAAUAAAAGCCAAAGAACAGAUGGAAAACUAUAAGCAACAAACAGGAGAUGUGGGCUUAGGAAAAGAUCAUGAAAUAUUGAGAAGGAGGAUUGAAAAUGGAGCCAAAGAACUUUGGUUUUUUCUCCAGAGUGAACUGAAGAAACUAAAAAACUUGGAAGGAGGUGAAUUACAAAGGCACAUUGAUGAGCUUCUAUCUGACUUGGGUGAUCAUGAAAGGUCAGUAAUAACAGAUCUGUACUACCUCAGUCAAACAGAUGGAGCUGAUGAUUGGCGAGAAAAAGAAGCCAAAGAUUUGACAGAACUGGUACAGAGGAGAAUAACUUAUCUUCAGAACCCUAAGGAUUGCAGCAAAGCCAAGAAAUUAGUGUGUAAUAUCAACAAAGGCUGUGGUUAUGGUUGUCAACUUCAUCAUGUAGUUUACUGCUUCAUGAUUGCUUAUGGCACUCAAAGGACGCUAAUUUUGGAAUCGCAGAACUGGCGCUAUGCUACUGGAGGUUGGGAGACGGUUUUCAGGCCAGUGAGUGAGACAUGCACUGACAGAUCAGGAAGCACCACUGGACACUGGUCAGGUUUAUUUUCAGGUUCGUUUCAACUCCCUAAGCUAGACUGCAGCAUUUACCAACUGAAUGGCGUCAUCACAUGUAAAGGUGAGGCAAAUGAUAAGGAUGUUCAAGUAAUAGAAUUACCCAUAGUUGACAGUCUACACCCACGGCCUCCGUAUCUGCCAUUGGCUAUUCCAGAAGAUCUGGCUGAUCGACUAAUUCGUGUUCAUGGUGAUCCUGCAGUGUGGUGGGUCUCACAGUUUGUCAAAUAUUUGAUUCGUCCACAGCCUUGGUUAGAAAAGGAAAUUGAGGAAGCUACAAGGAAACUUGGCUUCAAACAUCCAGUUAUUGGUGUACAUGUCCGAAGAACAGACAAGGUAGGAACAGAAGCAGCAUUUCAUCCCAUUGAAGAAUACAUGGUCCAUGUUGAAGAGCAUUUCCAACUGCUCUCCCACAGAAUGCAUAUUGACAAAAAGCGAGUGUAUCUGGCUACAGAUGAUCCUUCAUUAUUACAAGAGGCCAAAUCAAAGUAUCCAAAUUAUGAAUUUAUUAGUGACAACUCCAUAUCAUGGUCAGCAGGUCUCCAUAAUCGAUACACUGAAAACUCUCUGAGGGGUGUUAUUCUGGAUAUACAUUUCCUUUCGCAGGCAGAUUUCCUUGUUUGUACAUUUUCUUCACAGGUUUGUCGAGUUGCCUAUGAAAUCAUGCAGACGUUACAUCCUGAUGCAUCUGCCUUUUUUCACUCUUUAGAUGAUAUUUAUUAUUUUGGCGGACAAAAUGCCCACAAUCAGAUUGCUAUUUAUCCUCACCAUCCUAGAACUGCUGAUGAAAUUCCUAUGGAACCUGGAGACAUAAUUGGUGUUGCUGGAAAUCAUUGGGAUGGUUACUCAAAAGGCAUCAAUAGAAAAUUAGGAAAAACAGGCUUAUAUCCUUCCUACAAAGUAAAAGAGAAAAUUGAAACAGUCAAGUACCCCACAUAUUCAGAGGCUGACAAAUAAAGACAAGCAGGACAACUCACAGCAACUUGCUUUGAAACUAUUUCAAGAAACCAUAUUAACUGUUGGCUUUUGUGGGAUAUGGAUUUGCAUUUUAACAUACAGUUAAAAUGAAAGCCUUUUGUCGUUUGGACUGGAUAUACAACUGGGAACAAUUGGAUGGGCCAUUGUUUGGACUUCUUUUGUUACAUGCACUCACACAUAUGCACACGGAUACACAUUUGACAGGGAAUCUGUUGUUUUAUACUAUUUGUCUCUUUGAGAAUUUAUCCCUCUCAUGAGUCAUAUAUGAGCUUUGGGCUCAUUUCUUUGCCAUUAAUAGACUAUAAGAUUUUUAACACUGCUGCAUUGUGUAAUUUGAGUGACAUGAGCAUAUUUUGUAUGUGCAGAAUUUAAAACAUGGUGCCUCUCUUUGAAAGACCAGUGACCUUUUAGAAGAGCCAUGCCUGUUGAUGGGCAAGAGUCUUACUUGCCUUCAAUUGAUGUUGUUUUGAUCACUGAACAUGUUCCAACCAACAGAUGAAAAAAUCAGGCUAGACCUUUCUUUACUGGGUUUUGUUAGCAACUUCAUUGAUUAGUUCAUCUCAUCAUUAAUAAAGAAUACAUCCAAAA